Lethenteron reissneri (Far Eastern brook lamprey) is the source of this 5175-nucleotide messenger RNA. RefSeq names its product kelch-like protein 14. Gene Ontology annotation, molecular function: protein binding. NCBI's taxonomy places the organism in Eukaryota, Metazoa, Chordata, Hyperoartia, Petromyzontiformes, Petromyzontidae. The record is from RefSeq and is a predicted model, not a curated record.
UGUUACAGAGCCAGGGGGCUUUACCCCUCUUCUCUGCGUGGAGAUGGGGUCUCAUAUAUAUGCAACGUGCGUGCUAUCCACAGCUCAUUUUUUUUUGUAUAUCUUGGGCUACGGUCAUACAUUUGCUGAUUCAUUUGAAGACCAAAAGCUCGCGUCUGUGUAUUGUACACCCGUCUGACUUAAAACAAGGCAGUGUUGGUUGAACUUUGCAAACCUACGUGGCAUCUCAAGUCGCAUCGCAAGAGGUGGCUCAGUGUUACAUUGUCAGCCCUUUGUUAGUCGAAUUCUGGAUGAAGGUCUCCCAGCCCACGUUGAUCAUCAUGGUGGUUGUUUGGCCAUAAUUCAUUGCCAUCCAAGUGCUCGCGUUAUAUAGGCAGGUCUUUGACGUUUAAAACAUUUUCGCAAUUAAGUGGCCGUUAUUGUGAAUUGAAGAGCGUACAGUGAAGAGCGUCGUUCUAUUACUGAAGAACACUGAGCAGCAUCAGCUGUUAAUUCACGGCUGGAUGAAGACCUCCCCCACGCAGUGUCGAUCGUGGGAGUAGCUUGACCAUACUUCACCACGCUGGUCAGUGAGGUUGCGUCAAGAGGGUGCCGGGGGGGGUGGGGAGCAGGACCGGUUGAGAUAUUGGUAGUGCCAGUGGUGUCUACCGUGACCGGGUCCACCACAACACCGCUUCAGCCGACACAGGCGGUGUUCGGCAUAAGCCGACCAAGCAGUCGCGAUUUGUGAAAACUCGGGGUACAUCACAUUUAAUCUUAAAUCAUAAUCAACAUAAGGCAAAUGACAUCUCUCUCGUCUCACUUCUCUGCAUCUCUCUUCUUUACACCUUUUAUUUUGUCUACAUCUCUCAUGUCGCUACAUCCAUACCCCUUUACAUAUCAUCCGUCAUCUCACGUGGAUUCUAUAGAUUAAAGGCUGGGGGCUCCUGAUCUAUUUUUUUCUCUUCGGGCACCACCACCACUGCAUGUCAACGUCGCAUGCAUAUUAAUAUAGUUGGCAUAUCAAUAUAGCAGGACACAUAAAUAUAGCAGGCACUUAAAUAUAACACGCACGUAAAUAUAGCAGGAAUAUUAAUUCAGCAGGCAUAUCAAUAUAGCAGGCAUACCAAUUUAGCAGGCAUAUCAACAUAGACAUCAAUUUAACAAGCAUAUCAAUAUCGCAGGCAUACCAAUUUAGCAGGCAUAUCAACAUAGCAAACAUACAUUUUGUAGGCAUAUCAAUAUCGCAGGCACAUGCACCCGUAGACAAACACACAUACCCCAGCAGUAUGGGAGCCACGAGUGAAUCGACCGCACACCAUCCUCGUCCUGGAGUCCACUUCGUACUCGGAGCGGCUGCUGGAGGGACUGAGGUCAUGCAGAGGGCAGGGAUGGAUGUGCGAUGCCCUGCUCAUGGCCAGAGGCGUCUCCUUCCCGGCGCACAGACUCGUGCUGGCUGCAGCGAGCUCCUACUGCAGGUCCUUCUUCUCUCGGCCACCACCAGCCCUCAAUGAUGUCUCGUCUUCUAUUAGGAAGUCUUCAUCAUCAUCAUCAUAUUCGUCAUCUAUCAAUUCAUCUAUUCAUAGUUCAUCGUCACAAACAUCAGCACCAUCACAAGCAUCAACUACACUACCAUCAUCACCACCACCAACAUCAACACUUCUGCAACCACCAUCACCACCACCGAUGAACAACGAGCAGAUCACCAUCAUGGAAAUCCACGGUGUGACUCCGGUGGGUCUGGAGCGAGUCCUGGACUUCAUAUACUCUGGCCGCAUGCGUCUGAGCAUGGACGAGAUGGAGGACAUCCUCACCGCCUCCAACUCGCUGCUGAUGCGCGACGCCGUCAAGCUGUGCCUCCAGUACCUGGGCGCGAACCUGCGCCGGGACAACUGCGCGGCCGUGCUGGCCCUGGCGCACAAGUUCGGCUCCUCGGAGCUGAGGCGCCGGGCGGUGCGGCUGGUGGCGCGGAACCUUCGGGGCGCGAUGGAGUGCGGCCGGAGUCGCGCUCACCUGCUCCGGGUGGACGUGCGCACCAUGCAGGAGCUGCUCGCGCACGGCGGGGCCUGUGGCACCUCCGAGACGGAGCUCCUCCACGUGGCCACCGCGUGGCUCCGCGCGGAGCCUGACAUGUCCUCAACAUCAUCUUCUUCAUCGUCCUCCUCAUCUUUUUCUUCAUCGUCCUCCUCAACAUCAUCGUCCUCCUCCUCAACAUCGUCCUCCUCAACAUCGUCGUCAUCGUCCCCAUCCAGGAUGGAGAUCCACGCUGCCGACCUCCUGGACUGUGUGCGCUUCGCCCUGGUGGCUCCAAGUGAAUUGAAGGAACUCCUCUCGCGAGUGCCGGCGAUGAGCCGCGACGCGCGCUGCCGUGACCACCUGCAGGAGGCCCUGCGCUACCACGGGCGCCCCUACGCGCAACCGCUGCUGCAGACCCCCUCGACCAGUCCCCGGGGGGCACGCCUCAACGUUCUGGCGCUUGGAGGUCGCUCCGGAGACAAUGGGGUGCGCGGCGAGGUUUGGGCUUCGCAGGUGCAGGAGGAGGAUGAGAUCGUGGAUGAUGAUGAUGGUGGUGGUGGUGAUGAUGGAGGUGGUGAUGAUGAUGAUGGAGGUGGUGGAGGAGCUGGUGGCUUGCGGGGUGGACACCGCAGGGCCGCGUGGCGCAAGCUGUGCGACACGCCGGUGCCGGUCUACAACCACUGCGCAGUGCCACUGGGGGGGUUCGUGUUCGUCCUGGGAGGGCAACAUCGAUUCGAGCCGCGAGGAACGUCCGCCACAAAUCAGGUGUUCCGCCUGGACCCGCGCUCGUGUUCCUGGCUCGAGGUGGCACCAAUGCGGGAGUGCCGCACACGCUUCGUGGCAUGCGCCCUCAACGGCGCCAUCCUCGCCGUGGCCGGCGGAAACCUCCUGGGCGAAGCGAGCAGCUCGGCCGAGCGCUACAACCCGGCCGCCAACACCUGGGAAGCCCUGAGGGCCCUGUCCCGGCCCCUGGCGGACCACGCCGGCGCUCUGCACAGGGGGACGCUGUUCGUGUCCGGCGGCUACUCUGGCGGUCGGGUCCUGGGGGAUGUGACCAGCUACAUCCCUCGCCUGGGCCAGUGGCUGGGCCACCGGCCGCUCUGCCGUCCGCGUUGUGAGCACGCCAUGGCCUCCACCGGUGAGCGUGUCUACUGCCUGGGCGGAAGGGCCCUCGACCAGGCGGGCGCGUGGGUCAGUGUGCUGGAGGUGGAGUGCUACUCCGCGGGCAGCGACCAGUGGAGCGUGCUGCAAGGUCCGCGCCUCGAGCGCUGCCAGUUCGGCGCGGCCGUCACGCGGCCCGGCCGCGUCCUCGUGCUGGGGGGCGGCUCCCUGGCGGAGCUGCGCAAGGAGGCCUCCGUGGUGGCGCUCGACGGACUGAGGACAGGCGGAGGAGAAGAGGAGGAGGAAAGGGCCGCCGCCGUGGUGCAAGCGGAGGAGCCGCUGCCUCUGCCUCUGGUGGACCAUGCGUGCUGUUUGGUGGAGUUGGCGCCCGCCCAUCGUGACCGGUUCGCCGGUGGACCGAUGAAAGAUCCCAACGCCGCUCUUUUAAACGGGGGUGAAUAAUAACAAGCGCGUUCAAAGUUGCAUUUCUCAAAGUGGUAGUUAAGUUUAUGUCGGGAGGGUUACCGGCACCUGGUAGCCACUGUGGUGGAUGUGAGUGCAGAUCGCUGGCUAAUUGUCAGCCUUUUCCACAAUGGCCCUGCUCACAAUGCACCGCAGUCGCAUUUCUCCAGCGGUCUACAAAAUGAUCUCCGUUUUUUCCAUGCAUUUGAAGUUAUUACCAAGACUUCACUUCUCACUGAGCACUUUCCAGAUCACUGCUAAACUGGAGUAGGUGGCAUGUGAGUAAUAGGCACAGUCAUAGUGACCGGAUAUACUGGACGUGGUGUGUGUUCCAGAUCACUGACACAGACACACCUGGCUGAAAUGAAACCCUUUGUUGCUACACAUUUAAUGUACCCGCUAAGUGGAGUAAACCUGCAUCAUGGCGAGGCGCGAGAUGUCUGGGUGCGGUGACACACGCCGUUGAUCCAGUGCUUUGGAGGCAAGGGUCGGUGGAUCACGUAGAGAUUUGUAAAGUGAUGAAUCCCACUGGAGCUUUGAAGUGAGCAGACGACGCCGUCACAGCAAGCAAGUUUGUGAACCCGUCUGUCGGAGAUCGUUGAGUAUAUGGGUCCCGUUGUUCGUGUGGGUUUUCUCUAGUACUGUGGUAUCCUCCCACAUGCAACAAAAGAUUAUUUAAAGAGGAAUGCCCCAAUAGAGACGGGUCACGACACUCGGUGAGGAUUUGCUGGAUAAAACAAUCGAAAAAAAUCGAUAGAAGUUUGAUAAAUACUGUUAUGAAGAUAUUGCACCCUGUUAUAAUAUCAACAUUAAUUGUGACACUUUUUUUUAAUUCGCACUUUAUUUAUUUGUUUUGUCUGCAUACUUUUGUUUUUAACCUCAGCGUGGUAACACGAGUACUGUGUGAGUGUGUCAGUAAUAAUUACCGCAUUAACACGAGGUCAGCGGCAUGGAUACCGUGCAGGACAAAUUUGGAAUGUACGCGCGGAACUCGAAUGCACAGCACACUCGAAUACACAACAUGAAACACAAAGACAAAGAUCCCCCGUGUAGCCUUCACAAACUGUUGGGGCAAGUGCUGUUAGCGAGGAUCUAUGAAGGCCGACACGGCACACGAGGGGGUGGGUGGCCACCAGCACGCCCGGCCGCUUUCGUCUCCCCAGUGGCGAGGUUUACACACCGCACCACCAGGUACUCAUUUGAGGCUGAGUCGACCUAGGGGAGGCCCAAGACAGGUUCAGAUAAUCGUCACUAGUGUUGGCCACGAGCGGGAAUCGAACUCGGGUCACCGAGCUAGUGGUGCUACACUAAACAAAAGCCGUACUAACACAAAUACAACACUAUGGGGCCGUCCAUAAAUGACGUCACGCGAUUUUGGACGAUUUUUGACCCCCCCCCUCCUUCGUCACACGGCGUCACAAAAAGUCAGACCCCCCUCAAAUAUGACGUCAUAAAGCUCUGCCCCCCCCCCCCCCCAAAUAAAACAUGCUUUAAAUCGCUUCAAAAUAUUGUCAUUGUAGUGCGUAUUUAAUGUGGCGCUGCACUCUGAGGUUGUAGGAUAAAACAUUUAUUAAAAAGUCUAUUUAAUUAAGUAGAACGUGUUGUCUAUAUUUAUUG